Messenger RNA from Pelodiscus sinensis (Chinese soft-shelled turtle), 5425 nucleotides. RefSeq names its product KLF transcription factor 7 (gene KLF7). The record is from RefSeq and is a predicted model, not a curated record. Gene Ontology annotation, molecular function: RNA polymerase II cis-regulatory region sequence-specific DNA binding; DNA-binding transcription factor activity, RNA polymerase II-specific. Gene Ontology annotation, biological process: regulation of transcription by RNA polymerase II. NCBI's taxonomy places the organism in Eukaryota, Metazoa, Chordata, Testudines, Trionychidae.
UUGGUUUUGAAAGGGGGGGGGGACAAUGGGGAGUGAGAAAAAAAGCGAUCGCGAGAAAAAAUGCAAGCUCCCAAAAAUAAAGAGCAAAGAUUGCAUUGAGCAGCGAGCAGCAAUGCAGAAAUAGAUGGCAGUUUCGUGUCAGUGAGUUUGCAUUCCCCCUUCCUGGUCCAAGAAGUGGAGUGAUUAGAGCUCUGGAAGGGAAUUGCAUUUACUACAAGUGAAGGAGUCCCCCCUCUUUUGCUGGCUGCUGUUUGCACUGUGCAUAUUGGGUGCAUCUAGCCAUUCUCACUGGGUUUUUUUUUCUUCCCCUCUCUUUCCUGCAUCGAUUUUUUUUACAGUGUGACAGAAAGAACACAAAACAAAAAAGAGACAUUGGAUCUUUUGUUUUUAUGAUCAAAAACAAAACCCCACCACAAGCAAACAAACACAAAACAAAACAAAAGGGUUUUGCUCAGCAGCAGCAUGGAUGUGUUGGCUAGUUAUAGUAUAUUCCAGGAACUACAGCUUGUCCACGACACCGGCUACUUCUCAGCUUUGCCAUCCUUGGAGGAAAACUGGCAGCAGACAUGCCUUGAGUUGGAACGUUAUCUUCAGACAGAACCAAGGAAGAUCUCAGAGAACUUUGGUGAGGACUGGGACUGUUUUCUUCACACCUCUUCACCCCCAGUCUCAGAGGACAGUAUCCGACGGCUGGACCCUAUCCUGUUGCCAGUGGAGACAAGUACAUGUGACAAAAGCACCAACAUAGACCUUAUCCUCUCACGGGACAAGCUGCUGUCUGAGACGUGCCUCAGUUUGCAGCCCACCAGCUCUUCCAUAGAAGGUUACACCACUGUCAACCAGGCCCAACUCAAUGCAGUGACCUCAUUAACGCCUCCUUCCUCUCCUGAACUCAGCCGCCAUCUGGUAAAAACCCCACAAACUCUCUCAGCCAUGGAUGGCACGGUAACAUUGAAACUGGUGGCUAAGAAGGCGUCGUUCAGUUCAGUUAAGGUGGGAGUGGCGGCGGUGGCGGCAACAGGAGGCAUGAUAAAGAGUGGGCAAAAUGACAGUGAGCAAGGUGGAUCCGGGGCUGAGGCAUCCCCAGAAAACAAGAAAAGGGUUCAUCGCUGUCAUUUUAAUGGGUGCCGGAAGGUUUAUACAAAGAGCUCCCACUUAAAGGCUCAUCAGAGGACUCACACAGGUGAGAAGCCUUACAAGUGCUCAUGGGAAGGGUGCGAGUGGCGUUUUGCACGUAGCGACGAACUCACGAGGCACUACAGGAAACACACAGGCGCAAAACCCUUUAAAUGCAACCAUUGUGACAGGUGUUUUUCCAGGUCUGACCAUCUUGCCCUCCACAUGAAGAGACACAUCUAAGUACCUAAAAUCCGUCAGCAUGGCCUAGAUGGCCACUGAGCUAAAAGACAUAGCAUGAAGGGUGGAACUCAGUUAUAAGCUGCUGCCUUGCAGAAGAAGAGAACCCAAUCACAUGUAAACCUCUGUACACAGACCCACACUCACACUGUCGUGCACCCAACUAUACUUAAAUACUUACAUCUGUUCUUUCUGCCUUGCCCCAGCUGGAUGGAAGAAGAUGCAGGAAAGAAAAUAGGGUAGGGAUGAAGUCAGUAAGAUAGAACAGUUGCUUACAGUACUUCAUCACUCUUGGAUUUAUUUCCUGUUAUUGCCAAUGGAAAUCAAAGUAAAUGGAAGAAGCUUCUCUGCAGGUGGACAGCAAGUAGGAGGGGCUUAUUUAACUUGCUUCUCAAUGCAACUCCAUAGGAGAAUGUCAUCUUGAAGUUGCAUAUUUGUAGCACUAACUUUUCUUUUUUAAAUAGAUGGGGGUGGUGAGGGGAGGAGGGGAAUAAUGACCUAGAAAACCAAAUCCCAGUUUGGUAGCCAAAAUUAACCUCUUGGUUCUUUUGUUCUUUUUCUGCGAAUUCCUAAUGUUCAACAUGUCAAACUUUUCAGACACUGAUCUGUCUUGGUUUUGGUUCUUCCUAGAACUGAGCAAUUAAGAUCCUUUUAAGUCAAUACCAAUGGCCUUAAUGGCAGUUGACUGUGGAGUGACACCUGUGACACAUACAUCAUCUGUUUGGCCUGAGUUUAUGUAGACUUCAUGGAGGACAAUAUUUUUGUUUUUUGGUGGGCUGUGUUUUUUUGGGUUUUUUUGGCUAUUGCACGCUGUAUGCGCUGGUAGGGACUAUAGAAGUGGCUGGCAUGACUGGAAAGCGGCCAAAGGAAGAGUCCCUGAGAAAACAUCAUGUUAUAUCUCCAUAGGCAUCACCUUAUUGCUAUAGGUGGGACUUCUUGUUUGUCUGAUGAAAACUUGAAAAGCUCAUGUGAUAGCUUAGACAUUUUAUCUUUUCUCCAUGAACAAGUGAUCUUCAGAACUCGUUUUUUUCACCGGCUUAUCUGUCUUGGACUGGCCAAUCAGCCAUGACUACAGCUUUCCUUCAGAACCACGUGAGCAUGUUGGCUACAGUUCACAGUGAUUGACAAAUUGUGUUGUGUGAUCUUGUUGUUCAAAUGACCAAUUUAAAACAUUGAAUUUUAUUUGUUAAAAGAACACCUGCAAACAUUCAAGUUUCUAACCUAACUUUUGGGUAAGCAUCUUAAAAAAAAAAAAGCCAAAAAUACUACUCCAGUACCACAGUGGGAAAGUGUGAACCUCUUCCAGAUAAAGUGGCUUUAUUCAGCAUUAAUCUUUGAAAGGAAAGAUUGACAUCCUCCUUUCCCUUUCCCAUUCCCAUUCAAGGUGAUGGUAUUGCCCACUCCUAUAAAAAAUUAUAAGACUAUUUAAAGGGUGAAUGAAGGGUUGGAUUUUGUGCACAGCACUGAAGAUUUUUCAAGUGUUUGGUCUAAAGUAUUGGUAGCAUGGGUCUAGUUUGGCCUUCUGUCUGUACCAGCAAGGAUCAGUGGACGCCUUCCACUCACCCUUGAAUCCUGUAGAUAAUUUGAUCAUCUUGGCUCAUAGUGGACUAAAUUUCUUGUUUAAAAAAACAAAAUUAAAAGUAACAUAGAUAUAUAAACACAACUUGCAUUUAUAGCAAGUUGGUACUGGCCCUAACUCCAAAGACUGCCUCUAGGACCAUAUAAAAUGGCCUGUGCAAGCAGGUGGGGUAGUCAUAAGGACAGAUUGUAUAUUUUGUAUAUUCUGGAACCCUCCCUACAAGACCUGUCUAGAAAGGACACAAAAUGGCAUGUGGUUCACAAAUGGUUGCUGCUCAUUUAUGCUGUAUUAGCCAACUGCCAUCUUUUGACUGUUUUGACUCAUUGACUGUUAAAUAUUUCCCUUUUGGGAUGAACUCUUAAAAAUCCAUAGCUGUAAAAUGUAAGAACCACCACUGGAAUCAUUGGUACUUACGUUCUCAGCUUUUGUGCAGCCUUUGUUCCAGUCAGAGAUUGAAUCUACCUGAAAGAUGUUUAUUUUGCUCAUAGUUUGUUAUAAACACUGACUGUCAGUUGAACACUUUGGGGCAUGAGACAUGGACCAAAAUCUAACCAUCUUUUGGGAGGCAAUGAUGUAACAAUGAAGAAAAAAAAAGAGAGAAAAUUGAGUUUUAGUCCAAAGAUUUAAAACUAACUAUACUAUUAAAAAUAAUCAAUGGAGCACUCACUGCUUGCUGACAAUCUCAUAGUUCUCUGCUUCUGUAUUGAAUACUCUUCAUGGCCAUUCCAUCCAGGGGCUCAAUUGGAUUCUGAGGGCCCUACAGCCCAACUUGUGUUUGAACGUGUGAAGCAUCUUACCAGGAGAUUUCAUGGGUGCUUAAGGAUAUUUGAACCUCAGCUAUGUGAAACUAUAGAACAUCCAUUUAGUGCAUUAGAUACAAAUAUAGAAAACCAUAACAGUUCUUUCCCAUAUCAUCCUACAGUACGUGCGCACAUGCCUGCCACUACAUUAGUCAUUGGUAUUGAACCUGCAUAAAUGUUCUCAUCAGAACUCUAGGUACUCCUCUACAAAUGCUACUAACAGUCCAGAAGACUUUAAUAUUAAGGCACUUUAAGAACAAGGCUGUACUUAAAAAGGAAAAAAAUUGAAAAGAGAAAAUAUGUGCUUCCUCUUGUCACUUGAGGUCUUGUUGACCUCUCGUUUAAUAUAGAGCAAACAAGGGCCCUUUUAAUUUCUAUCACACAUUUCUGCAAUAUUUGGAAACUUUUUUCUACUGAUAGGUGUGAAUCAAAAUUCUGGAUUAAAACACCCCAGAACCACAAGAAACCAAAACCAGGAUUUCUCAGUUAGGGGCUGUUUGUAAUGGGCCUCCAACUUUGAAAGAGAAAUUUUGGGUUUCAGGUACAUCACUGAUGUUUUCCCUAGACAUUUGUAACCGGCAUAUAUUGUGUCCCAGAACAGUGCAUUUAAUGGUAGAAAGUACUUGCUCUAGUAUCAUAGAGGACAAUUGGUAAAGUGAACUGUUUGGUCAUGGUUAAGAUUUUUCAAAUAGCAGGUAGGGAUUCGGUGUGCCCAACUUGAGACAACUUCACUGGGUCUGAUUCCCAUGCGUUGGUGCUCAGCACUCUGUAGAGAAGCCAGUCCUCCUUUUCAGUGCUGAAGACCUGAGGCAACCAAAUUCAUUAACCACUUUUAAAGGUCUUAGCCUAUGUUUUUUCUGCUACAUCUGCAUUCACUUCUUCUACCUUGUAAACAAUCUACCUAAGGCCACUGAAAAAUGGGAAAGAGCUAAUUCUUUCCAAAAGGCUGCUUUGGGAUUCCCACAAUCAACGUGCUGAAAAUGGGAACCAAGAUAAUUGCUUUACAAAAGAGCCUUAAAGGGAAGGCUUUACCCUGUUUCCCAUCAAGAUGAAUUCAUGCCCAUUUGCAGACCAGAAGCCAUAUAUAAUGACCAAGAUCACCGGGAAACUAUGGUGUGACACAGGUCCCACAAAAACUUGUUACUAGUGAAAAGAGCACAGAGAAGGCAGACCUGAGUUGUUCUGAAGUGUGAUGUAGCAUUAGUCUGGUGAAAAGCAUGCAUGUUAGGAUACUGUUGUCACUGAAUUAUUCUGAACUUACAUUGUUGUAACAGCAGAAGCUACACUUUAAUAAGAUUCUCCUUCAAAAAGUGAGUUAAAGUUUCAUUAUGAGGCUCUCAGGGGCUGUUUCGUCUUGCAGUGAUUCCAUAGAAAUUGUCUCAGUUGUACAUGUAAAAACCUUUCAUAACUCAGCUUGGGAUCUGACAUGCAGGUUGGAUUUCCUCCUUUCUUUUGGUGUCACAUUUUUGAUUUGCAUUCUUAGCACCCUUGUUGCAUAUCACUGUUCCCAUAUCAAACAUGGAAGUCCACAAUGCCAUGGUUUUAGCCACUCUUCAGGGAAGGCCCUUUCUUCCUUUGCAAUAAAAACAACUCCCAAAAGUGUACAUGCAAAAUACAAAAUGCCAAGAAAAUUCCAGCAAUUCAAGUGAGAGCAUAGCAAAUGCUCCAUUUCAUUUCCCCCAGAGUAGCU